GAUCGGUGCUAAAUGAUUCUUCAAGAAAUGCAGAAAGCUAUAGGUGCUUACAGGGAAGUGCUGAGGCUGGUGAGGCAACUUCCCAAGGACUCACGGCCUUACUACGCAAAAUACGCCCGAGAAAACUUCGUCAACUACAGAGAAAUCGACUCAAAUGAUCCAAAUGCUCUCCAAGAACUCCUUCAACGAACUUACAAUCAUUCCCUCUGGGUCCUCAAAAAGUAUUCGGUGGACCAAUCUGCGGCGGAUCGCUUGAAAAAUAUAUGCUCUGACUGAUGUCCGGCUUGUCUACCAACUGUUUGUUACUAUUUCACUAAGAGAUUUGUUCGUUUGUUGCUCUUUCUUU
Molecule: messenger RNA, 346 nt
Organism: Solanum verrucosum
Lineage: Eukaryota; Viridiplantae; Streptophyta; Magnoliopsida; Solanales; Solanaceae
Product: LYR motif-containing protein At3g19508
Exons: 2
Coding region: 13-276 (87 amino acids)
Source: RefSeq, a predicted model, not a curated record